This is a messenger RNA of Capsaspora owczarzaki ATCC 30864, 540 nucleotides long. Its product is annotated as EF-hand domain family. The record is from RefSeq and is a predicted model, not a curated record. The transcript has 5 exons. NCBI's taxonomy places the organism in Eukaryota, Filasterea, Ministeriida, Capsasporidae. Gene Ontology annotation, molecular function: calcium ion binding.
UUGCAGCGUCGCCAGGACAUUGACUCGGGCGCCGAAGCAGGCGGCAAGGUUACUCAGGUUUUCAACGAGUACACCGAGUUCCCCGAAUUCUCGCGCUCUGAACUCAAAAAGUUCAAGGACAUGUUCAAGAAGUACGACACAGACAAGAGUGGCUUCCUCGAUCUGCAGGAACUCAAGUACUUUAUGGAGCAGCUCGGCGAGCCCCAAACACACGUCGCCUUGAAGGCCAUGAUCGCCCUGGUUGACGAGGAUUUCGAUGGUACCAUCUCGUACCGUGAGUUUUUGCUCAUCUUCCGCAAGGCAGCUCGCGGUGAGCUCGAGGCCGGCUCUGGCCUCGCCAAGCUUGCCGAGAGCGUAAAUGUGUCUGAGGAAGGUGUUGGCGGUGCCAAGAACUUCUUCGAGGCCAAGUCAAAGCAGCUGGCUGACUCUAACAAGUUUGAGAAUGAAAUCAAGAAGGAGCAAGAGGCCAAGAAGGCCGAGCUCGAAGCCGCCAAGCAACGCCGCGCCGACUUCAAGUCCAAGGCUGCCACCUUCCAGUAA